CUCCUCCCCUCUCGCCGCCGCCGCCAUGUCCGGUUUCGUGCGGCGCCUCGCCGGCAUCCCGUGGCGCCAGAUCGCCGGGGAGGCCAUCUCCGGCGGCCUGCUGGUCGCGCAGGGCCUCUGCGCCGUCCACGUCGUCAGCGAGCACGUCCUCGGCGUCGUCCUCCCGCGGGGCCCCAGCAUGCUGCCGGCGCUGAACAUGGCGGGGGACGUGCUGCUGAGCGACAAGGUGAGCCCGCGGUACGGGCGGGUGGGGCCGGGGGACGUCGUGCUCCUCGUCUCCCCGGAGGACCCGCGCAAGGUCGUCAUCAAGCGCGUGCUCGGCAUGGAGGGCGACGCCGUCACCUACCCCGUCGACGCCGGCAACACCGACGCCUCCAAGACCGUCGUGGUACCACAAGGUCAUAUUUGGGUGCAGGGUGACAAUAUUUACGCAUCCAAGGACUCGAGACAGUUUGGACCGGUGCCUUACGGUCUCGUAAAAGGGAAGAUGUCCUAUCGGAUUUGGCCACCGACAAGGAUUGGUUCGAUUGAUUCAAACUAGUAAGACACAUGCCCCACAUUAGUUGGUGCAUCUUGAUGCGUACCAUUUGACGCUUCACAGUUUUGGUGCUUCACAAUUUUGGUCCUUGCCUCCCCAGAAGCCACGUUCAGCGAAUCUAUGGCAUGAUUCAAUUGUUGUGUCUCAUGUUGUAACUUAUGGUCUGUGAUACUUGUAAAGUGAACUAACCUGAUGAAUGUACAAGUUCCAGGCAUGGCUGAUGGGCUAUCAUCUUGACGUUGAGAUUGUAUUAAACUUGUCAUUCUCCUGGACCAAAGCUUGAUCAGUUGUGCAUUGUAACAUUUUCUUAUUAUCAAGGCCAUUUUAGGCCAGAUGAAUUGUGUUA
Molecule: messenger RNA, 884 nt
Organism: Hordeum vulgare subsp. vulgare (domesticated barley)
Lineage: Eukaryota; Viridiplantae; Streptophyta; Magnoliopsida; Poales; Poaceae
Product: mitochondrial inner membrane protease subunit 1
Exons: 5
Coding region: 26-541 (171 amino acids)
Cellular component (GO): mitochondrial inner membrane peptidase complex; membrane
Molecular function (GO): serine-type endopeptidase activity
Source: RefSeq, a predicted model, not a curated record